AUGAUUCUCUCACGCCGGGUAGUCGUUUUCCUCGGCGUCUCCUUCUUUCUCGUCCUUUUAUACACAGCCCGACACCUUUCGCAACCAUGGCAUAAAAUUCCCCAGGCUGUCGGCUUGGGCGAAUUUGUCUACCCCGUCGGCAAUAAUAGAACCAAGUCCUCCAAUUUAACAUUCACCGAUUUCCGCGAAGAUGAGAAAACCUUAUACGCGCCGCAACCGAAUUUCAUCCCCGGCAUCCCGAAGCCACCGGGGCACGAGUAUACAAAGAUGCUCGUCAUCCCGCGCAUGCAAUCGGAGGAUGUUUCCUGGAUUGAACAAGAGCUUCCGGACUGGCAAACGGCUAUCUAUGUCGCUGAUGACCCAUCAGCACCUCUUCACCCUCCAAAAAAUAAGGGCCAUGAGGUCAUGGUGUAUCUCAGCUAUGUGAUUGAUUUCUAUGAAGACUUGCCGGACGUUUCGGUCUUUAUGCACUCGCACCAAGAAGCAUGGCACAACGAUGAGAUUUUUGGUGGUGACGCUGCAGAGAUUCUUCGCCGGUUGAGCUUGCCUCGUGUCAUUCGAGAAGGAUACAUGAACACUCGAUGUACUUUCGCGCCAGGUUGCCCGUCCUGGAUGCAUCCGGGCACUGUGAUAGAGAACGAACAAAAGCAAGAAGAGACAAUGUUGGCCCGCGCAUGGGGUGAACUCUUCCCGGAUGACCCGGUCCCGUCGGUACUUGCACAGCCAUGUUGUGCCCAGUUUGCGCUGUCGAAGGACCGAAUCCGAACGAUCCCUCGUGCUCGCUUCAUCUUUUACCGGGAUUGGCUUUUACAGACUGAUCUGAGUGACUAUAUUGCCGGUCGAAUUUGGGAAUAUCUAUGGCAGUACAUUUUCACCGGUGAGGCAGUUGUUUGUGUUAUGCCGCAUAUCUGUCUUUGUGAUGGUUAUGGUGUUUGUUUUGGCGGACAGGAUGAAUAUGAUAAUUUCCGAAGUCUGUUCGACGAAAAGAACUAUAUCGAGGAGCAACUUGGGGAUUACAAUUUCGAUCUUGACGAACUGGACCUGGCGCAAGAAAACGACGAGUCAGAAGAGGAUGAGGAAGGCCAACCUGUAUCGCGCGAAGGCCGACUAAUUAAGAGCGCGAGAGAGAAGAGGCAAAAAGUGCAAGAGCUCAUCGAUGCUGCCUUGCUGCUUGGUGAAGAUCCUCAGCACCGUGCUAUGGAAGCUGGUCGUCCCUGGAAAAAGGGCGAUGGCUUCUAG
This is a messenger RNA of Penicillium malachiteum, 1239 nucleotides long. RefSeq names its product DUF3431 domain-containing protein. The transcript has a single exon. The coding region runs from base 1 to 1239 and encodes 412 amino acids. The record is from RefSeq and is a predicted model, not a curated record. Lineage: Eukaryota; Fungi; Ascomycota; Eurotiomycetes; Eurotiales; Aspergillaceae.